Molecule: messenger RNA, 876 nt
Organism: Aspergillus heteromorphus CBS 117.55
Lineage: Eukaryota; Fungi; Ascomycota; Eurotiomycetes; Eurotiales; Aspergillaceae
Product: sucrase/ferredoxin-like domain-containing protein
Exons: 2
Coding region: 1-876 (291 amino acids)
Source: RefSeq, a predicted model, not a curated record
AUGCUCCGAUCUCUCCUGUCGCGCGGCGGCCUCAUCCGCAACGACAGCUACAUCUUCCCCACCGUCGACCCCAGCGAGGAUGGUCCGGACUGUCGCAAGGACUGCGCCGACUGCACGGUGCAGUUCCCCUCCAAGGUCAAGAUGGAGACCACGAAGCCCCUAUACGGACACAUCAAGGAGUUCCACACGCAUGUCCUGGUUGCGACAGGGAAGUCGGACUGGGUUGAGAAGGUCGAGACCGAGAAGGGCUCGCUGAUGGAAGCCUUUGACGACUCCUCGAGCAAGUCGCAGCACGGCCGCUUCAUGAUAUCCGCCUCCAACCUCCAAUCGCCACAAACCGAGGGGACCACCGAAGGCACAACAAUCCUGCUCCUCCCCUCAUUCACCUUCGUCGACGCCGUCCAGCCCCGCGACAUCAACGAAGUCAUCGGCCGCUUCAUCGACGCGCCGCUCUCGCAUAACGGCACCAUCCCCCCCGACCCGGACUCGAAGCUGUCCCCCCGACCCUGCCAGUACGACUACGUGGUGCUGCUGUGCUCGCACAAACGGCGCGACGCCCGCUGCGGAAUCACGGCGCCCCUGAUCAAGAAAGAACUCGAGCGCCACCUCCGGCCCCUGGGGCUGUACCGCGACGCGAACGACGAGCGGCCCGGCGGCGUGGGCAUCUUCUACGUCUCUCACGUGGGCGGGCAUAAGUUCUCCGCCAACGUGCUGGUGUAUCGCCGGGAGCAGGAGCAGAUGAUCUGGCUGGCCCGGAUCAAGCCCGAGCACUGCGAGGGGCUGGUCAAGUACACGCUCCUGCAGGGCAAGGUGGUGCAUCCCGAGUCGCAGUUGCGAGGGGGGUUUGAUCGCGGUCGGGGGUUGACGAGUUGGUGA